This is a messenger RNA of Sitophilus oryzae (rice weevil), 1541 nucleotides long. Its product is annotated as IST1 homolog. The transcript is spliced from 8 exons. The coding region runs from base 172 to 1251 and encodes 359 amino acids. Gene Ontology annotation, biological process: protein transport. NCBI's taxonomy places the organism in Eukaryota, Metazoa, Arthropoda, Insecta, Coleoptera, Curculionidae. The record is from RefSeq and is a predicted model, not a curated record.
UUUUUGACUUUUGACAUUUGUAAAUGACAAUAAAUAAUUUGUCAUACGUCUUUAUUUAGUUUCUGAAUCAUUUUUUAAUUAUUUAAAAUUAGUUAUUCUGUGUUUAUAAUUUUAAUUUAACACGUUUAAUUUAUUGUUAUACUUGUUAGAGUAAUACUGUUGUGAUUCAAAAUGUUUUCUAGUGGUCCCAAUUAUACUAAACUAAAAACUAACUUGAGACUGGCAAUUACUCGUUUGAAGUUGUUGGAAAAGAAAAAGAGUGAACUUACAGAGAAAUCUAGACGAGAAAUUGCUGAUUACAUUAGCGCUGGCAAAUAUGAAAGGGCCAAAAUUAGAGUAGAAUAUAUUAUUAGGGAAGAUUACUAUGUGGAGGCACUGGAGGUAGUUGAAAUGUACUGUGAUUUGUUAGUAGCUAGGUUUGGUUUAAUUCAGAAUAUGAAAGAAUUAGAUGAAGGGCUAGCUGAAGCUGUAUCAAGUAUUAUAUGGGUUGCUCCAAGACUUCAGUCUGAUAUCCAAGAAAUUAAAGUUAUUGCUGAUUUGCUAGCAGCAAAGUAUGGUCCAGCUUAUGCAGAGGCAUGUCGUAUAGAAUCUGUUGAAACUAUAAGUCCCAAGCUGAAGCACAAACUUUCUAUUCAGAGUCCCCCAAAAUUAUUAAUCGAGAAAUAUGUUAUAGAGAUUGCAAGUUGUUUUAACAUUCCUUACGAACCGGAUCCUCAGAUUAUGGCCAUGGAUAAAGGAAAUGAUGCAAUGCUGAUUGAUUUAAGUGACAGAAAUAAUCUCGGUGGUGGUGGAGGUAUUCCACAACCACCUGGAUUCGUUGGCUAUCCACAGCCUCCAAGCUUUCCAGCUCCUAAUCCAGAUCUCGUACCAUUUUCAUAUCCGACCUUACCAGAAAAAGGUGGACCUUCAGCACCCCCACCAUCAUUUUCUUACAAUAUUCCACCAGCUGCAGAUGAAAAUAAAGAAUUCAACACAGAUUACAUGGAUAAUAAUAAUUUACCUACCUAUAGCAUGGUCUUUCCUGGUAAAGAAAAGGAUAACAAUAAUGAUGGAAGUGGGGCUUCUAAUGAUGAUACUUCAAAGAAUAGAGAUGAUAAACCUAAACCUCUUCCAAGAACGAAAAUGAAUAACGACUUCAAUCUGCCCGAUGUGCCCGACCUGCCGCCUGUACCAACAAAUAAUACACCCAGCGACGAUAUCGACUUUGAUGAUCUGACCAAGAGGUUUAACGAACUUAAAAAGAGACACUAAUUGUUACAAUACGCCUGUUUUGUAAUAAUUAUUAGCUGUUUUAGUACUACUUUACAAUUUACAUUUUAAGAUUAUUGAGUGGAAAAGCACAGAGGUUCGGCAUUUUUAUUUUAGCUUAGAAAACUGUAUAUGUUAAAAAAUAAAGCUAAAUACAGUACAUGUUAUAUUUCCAAAUAAAGAUAUAUCUUUUUAUGUUUAAAAUAUUUAGAUUAUGUAUAUAUUUAUAUUUUUAUUAUAUGUGUAACCGCAUGAUUUAUUUACAUAAAGAAUAAAAAAAUAUUUUAAGUUAA